Molecule: messenger RNA, 2400 nt
Organism: Otolemur garnettii (small-eared galago)
Lineage: Eukaryota; Metazoa; Chordata; Mammalia; Primates; Galagidae
Gene: ARL13B
Product: ADP ribosylation factor like GTPase 13B
Exons: 10
Coding region: 253-1539 (428 amino acids)
Biological process (GO): non-motile cilium assembly; receptor localization to non-motile cilium
Cellular component (GO): motile cilium; ciliary membrane; non-motile cilium
Molecular function (GO): GTP binding; GTPase activity
Source: RefSeq, a predicted model, not a curated record
AGCUGAGCCCCCGGCCCCGCGGUCUCUGGGUUGACUCUCCCUGGGAGAGUCGUUGUCCGCUCGCGGACCAGCGCGGUUAGCAGAGCUUGGUGUUCCGACCGGCCUCCUUCCCUCCCUCCUGAUUUUUUUCUACGGGCCUCUCCUCCUUAGGGGCGCGUCGGAGAGGCGGAGGCCCCCGGACUCGGCCAGAGGAAUCUAGGGGCCCACCCCGUCUCUGAGCUCGGAUGGGAGGUGGCGGGGGAGCGACCUGGGAUGUUCAGUCUGAUGGCCAAUUGUUGUAGCUGGUUCAAGCGGUGGCGGGAGCCUGUCAGAAAGGUGACUCUUGUGAUGGUGGGACUCGAUAAUGCUGGUAAAACAGCAACGGCAAAGGGAAUCCAAGGAGAGUGCCCUGAAGAUGUAGCUCCUACUGUUGGAUUUUCCAAAAUUGACCUUAGACAAGGAAAGUUUGAAGUUACUAUCUUUGAUUUGGGAGGAGGAAAAAGAAUUCGGGGAAUCUGGAAGAAUUAUUAUGCAGAGUCCUAUGGAGUGAUAUUUGUUGUGGAUUCCAGUGAUGAAGAGAGAAUGGAAGAGACAAAAGAGACAAUGUCAGAAGUACUAAGACAUCCUAGGAUAUCAGGAAAGCCUGUAUUGGUGUUGGCAAAUAAACAAGACAAGGAAGGGGCUUUAGGAGAAGCUGAUGUGAUUGAAUGUCUGUCUCUUGAAAAAUUGGUCAAUGAGCACAAGUGCCUAUGCCAAAUAGAACCUUGUUCAGCAAUCUUGGGAUAUGGAAAGAAAAUUGACAAGUCCAUUAAGAAGGGUCUUUAUUGGUUACUACAUAUUAUUGCAAGAGACUUUGAGGCUUUAAAUGAGCGCAUCCAGAAAGAUACAAUAGAACAGCGUGCUCUUGAGGAACAAGAGAAACGAGAAAGGGCUGAACGAGUGCGAAAAUUGCAAGAAGAAAGAAAACAAAAAGAAGGAGAGGAAGCUGAACUCGAUGGAACUGGUGAUCUGGCUGAGUUGGACCCAGAACCAAUGAAUCCUUUUCGGCCGAUAGCAUCUGUAAUCAUUGAGAAUGAAAAAAAACUUGAAAAAGAGAAAAAGAAGCAAACUAUGGAGAAAGUCAGUGAUGAUUGCAACCCGAAACAUAACACGGAGCAUGAUGAAAUAGAGACUCAGAGCCAGAUUAAUGACAAUGGCCAAAAAAGUAACAAAUUUGGACUAGUGGAAAAUUAUAAGGAGGCAUUAACACAGCAGUUGGAGAAUGAAGAUGACACCGAUCAGCGAUCAUCAGAAUCAGAUAGUGGUAAAAAGAAAACUAGGAAACUAAGAAUGAAAAGGAGUCACCGGGUAGAACCAGUGAAUACAGAUGACUCUGCUCCUAAGAGUCCAACACCACCCCCACCUGCUCUUCCAAUUGGCUGGGGAACCCCCAAAGUCACUAGACUUCCAAAACUUGAGCCUCUUGGUGAAACACGUCAUAAUGAUUUCUACGGAAAGCCACUGCCUCCCCUGGCUGUGCGUCAGAGACCCAACAGUGAUGCUCACGAUGUGAUCUCAUAGCCACAUCAUGUCGAUAAGCUCUCUUACUAUCAGCAAGGUGAACUGGGACAUUCUUUUUUCUCAAAAGAAGAAAAACCCUGAACAUUGAUGACUGAGGCAAGAUAAGCAUAGCAAUUUUCAGAGGACAUUAAUAGUUAAGUAUCUCACUUGAUAAUUACUUAUCCAUGUUCUUUAUAGUUAAAAAAGAAAGCCAGCAAAAUGAUCAGUAGAUGGGAUGAGCAUUUGGACCAAGUUAGAAAGAUUUAGUGCUGACUCUCUGAUGUACACAUCCCCACUCAUGAACAUGUUCUUGAAGGCAGACUUCAGAGAAAGAGCCAAUGGACUCUGCACAUUUUCUUCACCAUUUGUUUUAAUAAUCUGUAUUUCUAUAUAUUAAACUUUUUUUUUUUUUUUGUAAAAUACAUGCACAUAGAAGGGGAACUUCUGGGGAUUUAUAACCUAAAUUUUUUAACUAUUUUUAUAUUUUUCUAAAACUUUUGAGAAUUUUAUUUACUAUGAUAUUGAUUGUGCACUUUUCUAUCGAUGCUUUGUUUAAAUUGUAUCUGGAAAAUACAGUUGAUUCAUUUGAUGGCUGUGAACUAUACAAAUAGGAUGUACACGUAUGGCUUGAGAUAUGUUUUGUAAUAACAUUGUUCUUGAAGCAUAUGCCCUAAGUUGUCCUAAUUUAAUACCUUUUUUAAAACAGUAGAUUCUCAGAUCUUUAUUCUACCAAAUUACGCGAUUUGAAAGGGGUAUCAAGGAGAAGGUUCAUUGUUAUUUGUUUUCUUUGGUGAUGACCUCGAUAAAUGAAAGAGACUUUUGAAAUACCAUUUUUACCUAAAUGUUUUUUAAAUUAAUCAAAAUAUAUUCUAUGGCAGUGGU